Messenger RNA from Ylistrum balloti, 588 nucleotides. RefSeq names its product phosphoheptose isomerase-like. The record is from RefSeq and is a predicted model, not a curated record. Lineage: Eukaryota; Metazoa; Mollusca; Bivalvia; Pectinida; Pectinidae. The transcript has a single exon. The coding region runs from base 1 to 588 and encodes 195 amino acids. Gene Ontology annotation, molecular function: carbohydrate derivative binding; D-sedoheptulose 7-phosphate isomerase activity. Gene Ontology annotation, biological process: carbohydrate derivative metabolic process.
AUGAACGUUAAGCAAAAGUUACAAGAACAAUUACGUACCCAUCUUCAGGUCAUUGAAGCUGCAGAAGCAGAAUUAUGUACAGUUGCUGUUGAGAUUGGUCGCGAGAUUGCCGCUGUUUUCCGUGAUGGCGGUAAAUUAUUUAUCUUUGGUAAUGGUGGCAGUGCUGCAGACGCGCAGCAUAUGGCAGCAGAGUUUAUCAACCGCUAUCGUCUUGAGCGGCCACCACUGCCUGCGAUUGCCCUAACAACAGAUUCUAGUACGUUGACCAGCAUUGCUAACGAUUAUGAGUAUCGAGAUGUAUUCGCAAAGCAGGUACGUGCGCUAGCAGAUCCUGGGGACAUUGUGAUGGGAAUUAGUACAAGUGGUACCUCCGAUAACAUUGUACAAGGCCUUAAAGCAGCACAGGCAAUAGGCUGUAAAACAGUUGCGCUACUUGGACGCACAGGGGGAGAGGCGAAAUCACAAGCAGAUAUUAUGUAUAUUACACCUCAUGACGACACUGCUCGUAUACAAGAAGUACAUCUUUUGUUAGAACAUCUUAUUUGUGACUAUGUUGAACAUGUCUUAUUUAUCGAGCCACAAAUCUAA